Messenger RNA from Zootoca vivipara (common lizard), 2671 nucleotides. Lineage: Eukaryota; Metazoa; Chordata; Lepidosauria; Squamata; Lacertidae. The record is from RefSeq and is a predicted model, not a curated record.
AGGAAGGAAGGAAGCGAGCGAGGGCCCUUGGGCUGGACUCGUCUGUCAUCCGACGGCCGAGGGUGGGUGGGGGAGGCGGAAGCGCUUUAUCUCCCAGGGUGCAGUUCGCGAGGGGGUACCAAAGGCUUCCUCGGGGUUCUGUGAGGAGAAGGAGCAGCGCAGGCGGGCGGGCGGAGGCGGCGCCGUGGCGGCGGCGGCGUUGGCGUUUGGUGCUCGGUCCAAGAUGGCGGUGCAGGAGUCGGCCGCUCAGCUCUCGAUGACUCUGAAGGUGCAGGAGUACCCCACGCUCAAGGUACCAUACGAAACACUGAACAAACGCUUCCGAGCUGCUCAGAAAAACAUUGACCGAGAGACUAGCCACGUAACUAUGGUUGUAGCAGAGCUGGAGAAGACGCUGAGCAGCUGCCCAGCUGUGGAUUCGGUGGUUAGUCUCCUUGAUGGAGUAGUUGAAAAACUCAGUGUUCUGAAAAGAAAGGCAGUGGAAUCAAUCCAGGCUGAAGACGAGAGUGCAAAAUUAUGCAAGCGCAGGAUUGAGCAUCUCAAGGAGCACAGCAGUGAUCAACCAGCUGCUGCUAAUAUGUGGAAGAAAAAACGCAUGGAUCGUAUGAUGGUGGAGCAUCUCUUGCGAUGUGGCUAUUACAAUACAGCUGUAAAGCUGGCCAGGCAAAGUGGUAUUGAGGAUCUGGUAAAUAUUGAGAUGUUCCUGACUGCCAAAGAAGUAGAAGAAUCCUUGGAAAGACAAGAAACAAUGACCUGCUUAGCUUGGUGUCAUGAUAACAAAUCUAGGCUCAGGAAGAUGAAGCAUUCCUCUAAGAGCUGUCUGGAGUUCAGCCUAAGGAUUCAGGAGUUCAUUGAACUUAUUCGACAAAACAAGAGACUGGAUGCUGUCAGACAUGCAAGGAAGCAUUUCAGCCAGGCCGAAGGAAAUCAACUGGACGAGGUACGACAGGUGAUGGGAAUGUUGGCCUUCCCUUCAGAUACUCAUAUCUCUCCUUACAAGGAUCUUCUGGACCCUGCCCGGUGGAGGAUGCUAAUCCAGCAGUUUAGAUAUGAUAACUACAGGCUGCAUCAGCUGGGGAACAACUCUGUCUUUACUAUAACACUCCAGGCCGGGCUUUCAGCUAUAAAAACACCACAAUGUUAUAAAGAGGAUGGCAGUUCCAAAAACCCUGACUGCCCAGUUUGUAGCAAAUCCCUAAAUAAGCUGGCUCAGCCUCUGCCAAUGGCACAUUGUGCCAACUCCCGACUAGUCUGCAAGAUUUCAGGAGAUGUGAUGAAUGAAAAUAAUCCUCCCAUGAUGCUUCCAAAUGGAUAUGUGUAUGGAUACAAUUCUUUGCUUUCUGUUCGUCAAGAUGAUAAAGUAGUUUGCCCAAGAACCAAAGAAGUCUUCAACUUCUCACAAGCUGAGAAGGUCUACAUUAUGUAAUUCCCUCGUACAUACAAUGAAGUGCCGCUGGAAUUUGACAUAAUAUAUUUUGGCAUGACCUGUAGAGAAAGAUCUUGAGUGUGGCUAAGAGAGCUGGGGUGGGAAUCAGAUUGGUUGGUGGCAUUUUUUAUUGCGACCAAAGAUCAAUGAACAACAAUAUACACUCUUAGAAACUGAGGAAGUGUGACUAAAAGGUUGUACUUGGAGGGAACAAAUGUUGAAUGUUUGGAUUUUGUUACAGCAAUUGGACUUUUCUCAAAUAAUCAUCCAGCAAAAAACUCAGCUCAAAAAAUGGACAGUUUUCACAUGAGAAAAAAGUUACAGUGAACCUCAAAGGGCCAUUUCACACUUCCAGACCUGUUUUCAACAUCACCAAUAUGUGCCCAUGUAUGGAAGAACAUAUUAUUUGAAGGGGCCAAAUAUGCAAAACUGUGAUACAUGCACCAGGGAACUGGGGCCAGUCACAGCCUCUGAAUGUGUGUCGACCUUGUGGCCUCAAGUGUGUGCACGCACACACGUGCAUCUCCCCUUCAAAUGUGGUUGUCAGCAUGAGACACAUAAACUGGAAAUACAUUUGCAAUGUCAAAAGUGUGAUGUAGGUCUGUGUGCUUCCUUUUUCUGUGUUAGCAAUUGGCUAAGACCCUUUUGUUUGAAAUCCUCUUAUAUUCUGCCUUUGAAAUGAUCCCAUGGGCCAUAGUAGAUGCUUGACGACAACACUAACACAAGGCUGAUUUAACUGGAUCAGUUAGGAGUUCUUUGAAAAGAACUGUAAGGGUUUAUUCUCUUCCAAAAACCCUCUACACAUUGACCAUCUUGGGAAGACUGCAUAAAUAUGAAGUAACUGAAAACAUUACAGGCACAAUGCACUGCUUGUAUGUCUGUCCUUCUUCCAGUUGACCAUAGUGUUAAAAUUCUUCAUUUAUUAGUUACUAUGUGCAUAGGAUUCAAUAUCAAACCAUUAGUGCUACUGCCUUAUUUCUUACUUUGAGAAUGUACUCACAUAAAGAUCAGCUGGUAACCUUAAGUGUUGGGCAAAUUUUGAAGAUGCCUUGCAGGAUUAAUUAUGUAAUUUUAGGGUAUUCAUUACACAAGAGAUUAGUUCAAUUUUAACAGCUGCAAAUCACAUCCUUAUCACUCUCCAAAUAAAACCAUUGUAGUUGGAAAAAAACAUAUGGUAGAAGUUUGUAUUUAGCAUUUAUUUUUGCAUGUUGAUGUUGAUUAGCUAAUAAAGACUGUAAACAUAAA